Molecule: messenger RNA, 1198 nt
Organism: Spodoptera frugiperda (fall armyworm)
Lineage: Eukaryota; Metazoa; Arthropoda; Insecta; Lepidoptera; Noctuidae
Product: hemolymph lipopolysaccharide-binding protein-like
Exons: 6
Coding region: 110-1093 (327 amino acids)
Molecular function (GO): signaling receptor activity
Source: RefSeq, a predicted model, not a curated record
AUGUCAAAUUUGAUAACAACUAAUUAGGUAUAAAAGCGUGAUCCUAUCAGGACUUAUUUCAUAACACCAUCGAGUUUGAAUUUAAUAGAGACGUGUGUUAACUAACAACAUGAAGACUGGUGUAAAAUAUUCUGUUAUUUGGAUAUUCUCUCUAUUUUGCUAUAUAGAGGCAACAUUUCGUUGUGACUACACGUACAGCAAGGAAGCGAAGGGCUGGUUCAAACAUGUGGUGAUACCAGCUACUUGGGCUGACGCACGACUGCACUGCACGUUGGAAGGUGCAACGCUGGCUUCUCCACUCAACCAGGCUAUCAGUAAUGAGAUGCAGUCCCUCCUGGCGAACCUCUCGGCGCUGCAAUCGGAAGUCUUCACUGGAAUUCACGCGACUGUUUCACGAAGCAACUUAUAUCAUACCAUCGAAGGUAUACCUCUUAGUAAAAUUCCAUUAGAUUGGGCAACAAAUGAGCCAAAUGGUGGGAGAGAUGAAAACUGUAUCACGUUUAACUCCGAUGGCCAAGCGGCAGACAGAUCCUGUAAAGAGACUCGACCUUACAUCUGCUACCGACACACUACUAAAGUGACUGUGGCCAAUGAAUGUGGGACUGUAGAUCCUGAAUACAAUUUGGAUAAAAGAACGGGCUCUUGCUAUAAGUUCCACACAGUACCUCGCACGUUCGAGCGUGCCAACUUCGCGUGUUCUGCUGAAGGUGGCCACCUUGCCAUAAUCAACAGUGAUGUCGAAGCUGCAGUACUGAAGGAACUCUUCGAAAGGAAUCCACCUGCAAAGAUGUUCGGUACUUUCUGGAAAGACGUUGCUUUCAUUGGUUUCCAUGACUGGGGUGAAUAUGGUGACUGGAGGACAAUUCACGGUCAAACGCUAGUAGAGGCAGGAUACAGCAAGUUUUCAUCUGGAGAGCCAAAUAAUUCCUCGACGGGAGAAUUCUGUGGUUCCAUCUAUCGGAAUGGUAUGCUCAACGACCUUUGGUGUGGGCAUCCUAAACCAUUCAUCUGUGAGAAGGACCCGAAAUAUCCAGCCGUAUGUUGUGUUACAGAAUCAGAACCAGAAUUGGACCCUACUCACUUCUUAGAGUAAUUCAAAUUGGAUCUUUUUUUAUAAUUCUACAUCAUUAGAAAUAUGAUGUUUAGUUGAAUCUGCUUUUGAAGAUUGAUUAAAAUAAAUGAAAUCUAUCCACACAAA